This is a messenger RNA of Mus musculus (house mouse), 802 nucleotides long. It is a transcript of the gene Mptx1, whose product is annotated as mucosal pentraxin 1. Bases 55 to 714 code for a protein of 219 amino acids. The record is from RefSeq and is marked validated. The transcript has 2 exons. Gene Ontology annotation, cellular component: extracellular region. NCBI's taxonomy places the organism in Eukaryota, Metazoa, Chordata, Mammalia, Rodentia, Muridae.
ACAGAGAUGAGGGUUGCUGAUCUCCCACUACUGGAAUUGUCCAAGAAGAGCACAAUGGAGAAGCUUAUUGUGGGCAUCCUGUUUCUCUCUGUUCUUUCAGGAAGUGUAGCAGAAACAGACAUGAAGGGAAAGGCAUUUAUUUUCCCUCAAGAAUCAUCCACUGCCUAUGUGUCCCUGAUACCGAAGGUGAGGAAGUCACUGCAGAACUUCACUCUGUGUAUGAAGACCUUCACAGACUUGACGCGCCCUUACAGCAUCUUCUCCUACAACACAAGAAACCAGGACAAUGAGAUUCUUCUCUUUGUGGAAAAUAUAGGAGAAUACAUGUUCUAUGUUGGGAAUAUGGUAGCCACUUUCAAAGCACCCACAAAUCUUCCUGAUCCGGCCCGUAUCUGUGUGAACUGGGAGUCUGGCUCUGGGAUUGCAGAAUUCUGGCUGAAUGGAAAACCACUGGGGAGGAAAGGCUUGAAGAAGGGAUACACUGUGGGGGGUGAUGCAAUGAUCACUCUAGGACAAGAGCAGGAUUCCUAUGGGGGAAAUUUUGAUGCAAAGCAAUCCUUUGUUGGGGAGAUAUGGGAUGUUUCCUUGUGGGACCAUGUGGUCCCCCUAGAAAAGGUAUCAGACAGCUGUAACAAUGGCAACCUUAUAAACUGGCAAGCUCUUAAUUAUGAAGACAAUGGCUAUGUGGUGACUAAGCCCAAACUGUGGCCUUAAGCUAAUUGCUCUAUGAAAUAUAAGUCUGCUUUUGGUUCUGUUAAAAUGAUAAUGUGCAUUGCAUUAAAAAAGCAAAGAAAUGAGCAUC